Molecule: messenger RNA, 1785 nt
Organism: Schizosaccharomyces cryophilus OY26
Lineage: Eukaryota; Fungi; Ascomycota; Schizosaccharomycetes; Schizosaccharomycetales; Schizosaccharomycetaceae
Product: hexose transporter Ght6
Exons: 1
Coding region: 1-1605 (534 amino acids)
Biological process (GO): carbohydrate transport; transmembrane transport
Cellular component (GO): plasma membrane
Molecular function (GO): carbohydrate:proton symporter activity
Source: RefSeq, a predicted model, not a curated record
AUGGGAAAAACAAUCACAACUUUGAUGUUGGUCUUCGUGUCCAUGGCCGGUUGGAUGUUCGGUGCUGACACAGGUUCCAUCGGCGGUAUUACAAAUAUGAGAGAUUUCCAGUCACGUUACGCAGAUCGGUAUGAUCCGGUUGCCAAUACAUAUUCAUAUUCUUCAGCCCGUCAAGGUCUUUUGGUUGGUAUGGUAAACGUCGGUACAACAAUCGGUUGUUUACUUUCUUCUCCUUUGGCUGAUCGUUUUGGUAAAAAAAAAUGCAUCAUGGGUUGGGCUCUGGUUUACAUUACCGGUAUCAUUGUUCAACUCACCACGGUCCCUUCUUGGGUCCAAUUCAUGGUCGCAAAAAUUUGGACUGGUCUUGGUAUUGGUGCUUUGUCUGUCAUUGCCCCUGGAUACCAGUCUGAGUCUGCUCCUCCACAAAUACGUGGUUCUAUUGUAACCACUUACCAACUUUUCAUUACUUUAGGUAUUUUCAUUGCUGCUUGUAUCAACAUUGGCACACAAAAGCGUCAUGCAACUGCUCAAUGGCGCAUCCCAAUCGGAAUUAAUUUGUUGUGGGGUAUAUUGAUGUUUUUCGGUAUGAUUUUCUUAAAAGAAUCUCCACGCUUCUUGGCAACUAGAGGGCGCAACGAAGAAUGUAUGCAGAUCUUAUGUCGUAACUCUGGACUUACUCCUGACCAUCCUUUAAUGCAGAAAGAGUAUAAUGCUAUCCAAGCUGAUGUGGAAGCUGAAACAGCAGGUGGUCCCUGUAGAUGGAUAGAAAUUUUUCAAAAUCCAGUCCGCUACCGUACAUUUCUGGGCAUGGCAGUUAUGGCUUUCCAACAACUUACUGGUAACAACUACUUCUUCUACUAUGGUACUCAAGUGUUCCGUGGCACCGGUUUAAACUCUCCUUUCUUGGCUGCUUUGAUUCUUGACGCCGUCAAUUUUGGCUGCACCUUCGGUGCUAUUUUCGUUCUUGAGUACUUUGGACGUCGUAUGCCUCUGAUUAUUGGUGGUGUUUGGCAGUCCAUUUGCUUUUUCAUCUACGCCUCCGUUGGUGAUCGUGCCUUGUACCGCCCUAACGGGACCUCUAAUCAUCGAUGUGGAGCCGUUAUGAUUGUCUUUUCUUGUCUCUUCAUUUUCUCUUUUGCUCAAACUUGGGCCCCUGCUGCUUACGUUAUUGUUGGUGAGUCGUAUCCCAUUCGUUACCGUUCCAAAUGCGCUGGCGUAGCUACGGCAAGCAAUUGGUUUUUUAACUUUUUGAUUUCCUUUUUUACACCAUUCAUUAGCAACUCUAUUGGCUUCAAAUACGGUUAUGUUUUUGCGUCUUGUAACUUGGCGGCUGCGAUCGUUAUUUUCCUCUUUGCCAAGGAAACUAAGGGUCUUACGUUGGAAGAAAUCAACCAGUUAUACAUGUCUUCCAUUAAGCCUUGGCAAAGUGGUUCUUAUAAGCGUAAUCGUGAAGAGGUUGAUAAAAGUGAAAUGGAAAAACCUCGUGGACCAAGAGCUCAAUUUAAUGAAUACGUCCAGCAUGGACCCAACAUUUAUUCUGGUGAGAAUUCAGUGACAAGCCGGCAGAACCACCCUGAGCAGGUUACGAAUCCUGUUGGUCUUUGAGACUAAUUUUGUAUGAGGCAAGACCUCUAUUACUUUCUUUUCGUUCUUUGGGUUACUUGGUUAAAGCUAUUCAGAUUCGGACUAGGGUAAAGAUGUAAAAACCAAGGUGUGCAUGAAAACCUUAAAUAGAUGCAUAUCCUCUUUUUUGUUCAGUAUUUAAACCCUAACUAAGCUCCUGAG